This is a messenger RNA of Parathielavia appendiculata, 1002 nucleotides long. RefSeq lists its product as uncharacterized. Gene Ontology annotation, cellular component: MICOS complex; mitochondrial crista junction. The transcript has 2 exons. NCBI's taxonomy places the organism in Eukaryota, Fungi, Ascomycota, Sordariomycetes, Sordariales, Chaetomiaceae. The record is from RefSeq and is a predicted model, not a curated record. Gene Ontology annotation, biological process: cristae formation. The coding region runs from base 1 to 900 and encodes 299 amino acids.
AUGGGUUUCGUGGCCGGCUUCGCAGGCGGCCUAACCCUGACGCUCUCCCUCACCUACCUGGCCCUUCUCACACACACCCACAACCGGCAAGCGCAAUCUGCCCUCCUCCGCGCGCAAGCCUCGACCCUCGACACCCUGAUCCCACCAGACCAGUCCCUCCCGCUCUCGGCCCGCCGCCGCCGCAACGCCACCGUGCUCCUCCCGGACGGCACCUACCGCCCACGCGAGAGCCUCCUGGCGGCGCAGCAGCACCAGCCGCCCGAGAAGAAGCCGGUCAGCGCGUCUUCCUUUAUCGAGACGGCCAAAACGAAAUGGAACAGCGAGGUUCUGGCAGCGGUGCGCUGGGCGCAGAACAAGGACUGGGCCAGAGUAAGAGAGGACGCCGAGGACGGCGUGGCAAGCUUAUUUGGUGUUGAGCUGUCCAAGGAGCCCGUAUCCGUCAGGGAAACGGAAGUGGUGUAUCCUCCGCCUAGGGCGGCGACAGCGCCGGGUAGUGCGGAACAUGGUCACGGCAGGAUGAGCGACGCGUUGUAUCAGGCGCGGGAUACAACGGUCGCGGUUGCGCAGGCGAUGAGGGACGAGGCGAAGGAGGUUGUCUCGGAGGCGAGGGAGGUGGUGUCGGAGGCUGUUGGGGAGGCCAGUGGGGCUAUUUCGAGGGGGAUGGAGAGGGCCCAUGAUCUAGUCGAGAAGAGCAAGGCGAUGGUUCAUCUUGCUGAGGAGAAGGCCGAGGCUAAGAUGGAUGCUAAGAUGCUCCACGUUUCCGAUAUUGAGAAAGUACUGGCAGAGAGAUACGACAGUGCCCGACGGAAGGAGCGCAUGAACCGGAGUGUGGAGGAGGUGCUGAGGGAGAGGUAUAUCCCGAUGGAUAGUAGAGAUAACUCUCAGUUACGGGGGUUCUAGUGGCCGUCGGAUGGGAGGGAGACGUAGAGGAGAUGCAGAUGAAAUACCUUAUUCAAACUGGCACACUUAGACUCCCGGGCAAUGCCGAAAGCCUUCUGUCUG